Molecule: messenger RNA, 1376 nt
Organism: Lytechinus variegatus (green sea urchin)
Lineage: Eukaryota; Metazoa; Echinodermata; Echinoidea; Temnopleuroida; Toxopneustidae
Product: histamine N-methyltransferase-like
Exons: 3
Coding region: 110-1051 (313 amino acids)
Source: RefSeq, a predicted model, not a curated record
CCCUGAAUUUCGCAGUACUUCCGCACAACUUUGUCGUGUACCGUUUUAAAAGACAACUACUAGUAUACCAGUUUGUAUUGUUCUGUGGGCAUUCUGUUGUCAAACCAAAAUGAUGGCGGAGAAUUGUGUCCCGGAUUCGUGCUUCGAAAAUCUUCCAAAGCUGGUUGAUGACCUUGAUGACUACCUAAAGGCAUACCAGGCCUAUGCCGAGUUCUCUGGGCUCAAAGUGGACAUUUACAAGGACUGGGCCAGGAUUGUUUUUGAGGAGCAGGUUGUCACCCAUUUCAUAUCCAAGUUUCCGAGUGAUGGAACUCUACGGGUGCUUGCUGUGGGGAGCGGUGACGGAAAAGUCGAUAGCUGCAUGCUAGAACAGCUAGUGGCAAGGUACCCCCGCAUCCAUUACACGGUCGUCGAACCCGCCAACGAACCACUGGAGGAAUUCAAAUCCCUCAUCAAUGACAGCCGACCGAAGUUCGACGGUGUCGAGUUCGAAUGGCACAACAAAACCUUCGACGAGUUUCAGAAGUUGGAGGAAGAGAAAGCGAAAUCGACGGGUGCGGAUAAAGAGCGGUUUCAUCUCAUCCACGCCAUUCAUUCACUGUACUAUGUCAAUGACCUACAGCAAGCACAUACCUAUCUGAGGGACAGACUGGUCAAGCAAGGAGCUCUUCUUGUUAUACUUCUCUCAGAAGAAGCUGGCAUCUAUCGCGUGUGGGAUCGACAUCCGAAGUUAUGUGAAGGAAGCCCCGCAACCAACCUCUGCUCCGCCCAUCUACGACAGAUUUACGCCCAAUCCGACACGCCCUAUACUUUCCACCACCAAUCAUGGCCCUCCGAUAUCUCGCAGUGUUUUGACGCCUCCUCUGUCCAGGGAGGCCGGAUGCUCGAUUUCAUAACCCACGUGAGGAAUUUCCGCCAAUCGGCACCCGAAGAACUGAAGAAGGAUGUCAUUGCUUUCUUGAGGAGAUUGAAUCAAAGCGACAAAGAGGAUGAGAAAAGCUCAGGGGGAUACCAGCGAGACUGGGACUCCAUGGUUAUGAUAAAAUCCUGAUGAAUUAGAGGAAAUGUCGGAUUCGACAGAAGAUUUUUUUAUUUUACUAGGCUUUGAAAGUGACAUUCAAAAACUCAAAUAUCUUGAAUACCUUCGAUUUUUUUCUCACCUGCAUCCAGAGUGAGACUAUGGGCGCCGCUUUUCCGACGGCGGCGGCGGCGUCAACAUCAAAUCUGAACCUAAGGUUAAGUUUUUGAAAUGACAGUAUGGACCGAGUUCAUGAAACUUACAUAGGGUAAACCAAGGAUUACUGAACACCUUGCCAAAGUUUAAGGGCACAUGACCAAGGUCAAAAGUCAUUUAAGGUCAAUAAACUUAGACCAUG